Microthlaspi erraticum is the source of this 309-nucleotide messenger RNA. NCBI's taxonomy places the organism in Eukaryota, Viridiplantae, Streptophyta, Magnoliopsida, Brassicales, Brassicaceae. The record is from the annotation of a GenBank genome assembly.
AUGAGUGGAGAGGUUCACAUCCCUUAUAUACUGCUUGAGAUCCCUUCCAACUUCCGAUGUGUGAUAUUUAUUCCUAAUAUGCCCUCUCGAGACGAUGGCUCUUUGGCCAUUGAUUUCGAUAUAUUCAGACUUGGAUCGCCGGCACCAAUUUCGAGCUUGGUCGAUGAUUGGACCAACUAUGGAUCAGAUCAGGGCUCUAAUACCAUGUUAAGCAUGUUCCUGUUCCUCCUCAUGGUUGAUGAUGUUAGGAGCAACGCCUUCGGCAGCAUGAGCCUGCUUUCUUGCUUUCUGGCUCUGUUGGCUUUGUAG